This is a messenger RNA of Psylliodes chrysocephalus, 456 nucleotides long. The record is from the annotation of a GenBank genome assembly. Lineage: Eukaryota; Metazoa; Arthropoda; Insecta; Coleoptera; Chrysomelidae.
AUGUCGGAGAAAUUAUUGGUACCUAUCGAUCGCGAGUUAUUGGAGUUUUACGCUUUUUAUAUCGGAAUUUUGGUCUUAAAAUGUCUAUUUAUGAUCGUUCAUGUUGGAUUAAGCAGAGUUUAUUACAGGGUUCCGAGGAAUCCUGAAGAUGGUGCCCCAUUCAAAGCAAAGGUUUAUACCAAUGAACUGGUAGAAAGAAAUAGAAGAGCACAUCAGAAUGAUCUAGAAAACAUACCCUUCUUUAUCGUGAUUAGUUUUCUAUACCUUUUGACCAAUCCCUCAUUGGAGCCUACGCAAUGGAUAAUUAGAACGUACGUCAUAUCCAGGAUUGUCUACACGUUUGUGUACACGGUGUUGAAAUCGAUCUGGAGGAUUCCUGUAUACGAAGUGGGACUCUUCAUCAAUUGGUAUCUGACUGGAAGUGUAAUUUACCAUUUUAGUGGUGCUGGUAAAUAA